AAUCAAACACGUGUGUUCAUCACGUCUUGCGUGUAACCAUGGCAUCAUCAGAAUUCACCGACUUCCUCUCAUAUCACGCCCUCAAAACACAGCAUGAUUUCUAAGUUCACCAAUCUUGGUAUCUUAAGCUCGGCUAUGGAUUUCAUAAACUUUUUCCUCAAUCUGGCGGUGCCGCCGGCUUGCUUGGUAAUGCUGGCUUUUGCAUGGCCUACUUUGUGCUUCAUCCGAGCAUGUGAACGCCUCUACAACACCUUGUACACCAUGGAAAAUAUGGAGGAUAAAGUAGUUAUAAUCACUGGAGCUUCUUCUGGAAUCGGAGAGCAAAUUGCAUAUGAAUAUGCAAAGAGGGGAGCAAGUCUUCUUUUGGUUGCUAGAAGAGAGGAUCGACUCCGGGGAAUUAGUGAGAAAGCACGACAUUUUGGUGCAAAGCAGGUCCUCAUCACAGCUGCAGAUGUUGUCAAGGAAGAUGAUUGCAGGAGAUUUGUUAAUGAAGCCAUAACUUACUAAGUUACUAUGGACGUGUGGAUCAUCUAGUGAACACAGCAAGUUUGGGACUGGUUUCCAUUGCCAAGAACGAGUCUAUAUUCUGUGAGUAUAUAAAUCAAGUAUGACAUAUUUGUUUAUCUUGUGUACUUGGUGGUUUGUUUUCUGUAGCAUUUUCAAGCAAUUAUGUAUAUAUCCUUAUGCCCCUCCUCCCCCAAAAUCUUCUCACUCAAACUUUGUAGGCUGCCAAAGCCGCUCUUGUAAACUUCUAUGAGACACUCAGAUUUGAACUGAAUGAAGAGAUUGGACUAAC
Rubroshorea leprosula is the source of this 796-nucleotide messenger RNA. The record is from the annotation of a GenBank genome assembly. NCBI's taxonomy places the organism in Eukaryota, Viridiplantae, Streptophyta, Magnoliopsida, Malvales, Dipterocarpaceae.